This is a messenger RNA of Mizuhopecten yessoensis (Yesso scallop), 2406 nucleotides long. Its product is annotated as tRNA-splicing endonuclease subunit Sen34-like. Gene Ontology annotation, cellular component: tRNA-intron endonuclease complex. Gene Ontology annotation, biological process: tRNA-type intron splice site recognition and cleavage; tRNA splicing, via endonucleolytic cleavage and ligation. Bases 113 to 991 code for a protein of 292 amino acids. Lineage: Eukaryota; Metazoa; Mollusca; Bivalvia; Pectinida; Pectinidae. The record is from RefSeq and is a predicted model, not a curated record. Gene Ontology annotation, molecular function: nucleic acid binding; tRNA-intron lyase activity. The transcript is spliced from 6 exons.
AAACAUGGCCGCGCCCAGGACAGAUGUAUGGGUGAUGGAAGACCUAUUUAAAUGAGUGUUUUAGGACAAAUCAUGUAUCAAAGAUAUUUACGGUUAUGGUAUUUUGUUUGAAAUGGAAGAACAGCAUCGAAUUAAGCUGUUUGUUUGUAGUGACAAUGUACUGGUAUGGAAUGCAGAAGACGUGUCUUUUUUGAGGGAUGAAAUGAGAGUUGUUGGAAACCAGAUUGGAUGUUUGCCAAGAUUCCCAAGACAGAACAGCUUUCUAGGGCUGCCACUCCUUCUGAUGCCAGAAGAGGUUUCCUUACUAUUAAACAAAGGUGUUGCAGAUCUUGAAAAGGGAGAUAAUCCACUGGAAACUCCAACACAGCAGCAAAUUGAGGAAUAUCAUCAACUAUGUGAUGAAAGCUAUAAGGAACAGGUGGAGCUUUUCCGAGAGGAAAGAAAAAGGGAAAUAGAACAAAACCUUCCGAAAAUCAUAGAUGGAAAGAAAGAAAAGAGAAGGAAGGAAAUAGAAGAAAAGAAGAAAGCUGGAGAAGAAGUUGAUGAGUCUGAGUUAGACAAGGAGAUAACAAUUGAUGUGGACAGUAUCCCCAUUCCAUCCCUGCCACGUAAUCACGCCCUGGUCCAGCUCUUCACAGAAUCACCUUGGAAGGGAGAGAAAUCUGGAGGAGAUAUGGCAUCUUGGAAUUUCCCGUCGACUGAGAAAGAGAAGAUCCGCUGUCGUGUGUUCCAGGACCUUUGGGAGAAAGGGAACUUCCUGACGUCCGGAGCGAAGUUUGGAGGAGAUUUCCUUGUCUACCCAGGGGAUCCUGGCAAAUUCCACUCUCACUAUGUGGCUAUAUGUAUGGAGCAUCAGAAAAACUUGACCCCACUUGACCUCGUUGCCAUGGGCAGAUUGGGGUCAAAUGUCAAGAAGACUGUAGUGUUGUGUUCAUUGGACCAGGAAGACCAUCUACAGUACACUUCUCUACAGUGGACUGGAAUCACCUGAUGUCUACAGGUUAAUUGUAUGCAUAGAUUGAAGCUUGUGCGUCAUUGGUCAGCGAGGUUCUUUCCCGUUAGUACCAUGUUAUGUAAUAACUUCCCGAAAGUUGAAAGGUUUGUUUUUUUGGGCAAUCCUCGUAGUGCAAAUGUCUAGGAUGAACAAGCGACCUUUUGAAAGGUCAAGGUUAUGUAUGCCUCUGAAAAGGUGGUGAUCCUGAUGGGCGUCGACAUGUGUUAGCAGUUGAUGUGUCGUAAUUAUCCUGCCUACACAUCCACUCCAGGGGAUAGAUAGCCCAUGAGAGUUAAAAUGUACAGCAUUUUGUGAAAAUAUCAAAUAGCCUUUUCUUGCACCUCUGACAGAGAUGUCCAACGUCAUAGCCCAUGCUAGAAUUUUCUAUCUUGUCCAACCUGUCUUGUACAUUGACGCGACAUUUCGCAGAAUUUUAACACUGUGAUGUAUUCAUCCGCGCGUUAACUGCAUGAAAUUGGCAAUUGGCAUUAUAAAUGUUCUGAUUUGUCGUUAUAUGUAUAGUUUUUAUGUUGUUAGAUAUUUGAUGUUUUAGAUAAAAUAUAAUCUACACUGAAACACAUUGUCGUCUAUGUUAGGACAGACUACAUUUUUAACUGAAAGUGUUGAAAUGUAGCUGAAGAGUGAAGAGAUCAUUUGAGGCCCAAGACGGGAUACUUAAGCUACAUUUCAACGCUUCCGGGUAAAAAUGCUGUUAUGAGUUAAUGGUAGUACAUUAACUCAUAUAGCUCAGGGGUAGGGAUACUGGGUAUAUGUAUAUGUGGAGGCAUGUACACCAUACCCAACAUAAGUAACUUGUAUUUUGCCUAAUGUUUAAUUUAAAAAGUAAUUUUGAAUUAUUCAAAUGAUUCAAGUGCUUUUGUUUUCAUUUGCCUGUAACAUCUAGAACUCAUUGUGUAUACAAGAAAGAAAAAAAGUUUGUAGAUGGCAGUUUUUACCCAUUGAUGUGAAAGGAAAAAUCAGAUUUGCCAGCUACAUCUGAUAGCCUGCAAGAGGCAUUUUAAGAUGGGAAAACCUGUAAAAGCUUGUUUAACCAUUUCACCCUUAUGCAACUUUAGUAGACUCUACCAUGCAUUGAUCUGGAUGAGUCCAUUAUGGUAUACAGCGGUGAAAGGGUCAUGCCCAAAAGAAAUAUGCAGAUUAUUAUGGUAAUUGUGUACAUUAUUCAAGUUCCAAUGUGAAAGGUCAAGGUCAACAUAUCUGAAAAUGAUGAAGGACUGUUGAAACAGAGUUAGACAUGAGUCUGAUGUUGUAUUGUGAAUAUUUUUUUAGAAAUCUGCUGGUACCGUAUGUGGGUAUUGGGAAUUCAGUCCCAUAAAAUUAUAAACCAAUUAUGCAAUUGAUCAUUGACCAGUUUACGACCUCCUAUAACAAACUGAUUAUUGAUUAUGAUU